Molecule: messenger RNA, 1874 nt
Organism: Teleopsis dalmanni
Lineage: Eukaryota; Metazoa; Arthropoda; Insecta; Diptera; Diopsidae
Product: reticulon-4-interacting protein 1 homolog, mitochondrial
Exons: 4
Coding region: 426-1655 (409 amino acids)
Cellular component (GO): mitochondrion
Molecular function (GO): oxidoreductase activity
Source: RefSeq, a predicted model, not a curated record
AUAAUAACAGGUGAAAUUGUUCUGACUCGCACAAUUCCACUGAUUUUGUGGAAGCUAUUCAAACACAUGGGACAAGGAAACAGAGAGUGCAAUAUAUUCUAUUGAAGAUAUUAUUUUUUCUAAUUAAUUUCAAAUAAGUAUGGAAGGGUAAUUUUUUAAUUGAAUCAUAAAUUUAACAAAAGAAUUAUGUCAGCAGAUUACAAAUUGUAGGGGAUACAUAGAUUAUAGCUAAAAUUGUGUUAUGUAUAAAAGAUUUCAGAAAAGUGACCAAAUUUUAUUUGUUUAUUGAUAAUAUUGCAAUAUAUUGCCAAAAAUGCAACUAUGUGUGCCUGUGUGUUUCAAGUCAGCUGUUUAAUUGUUUCACAAAUUCAAACCAAAACAAAGUAAAUAAUAAAAACUAAGUUUGUUUUUAAGUUUAUGUUAAAAUGCUAAAUAUAUGUUUUACUGGACGAAAGAUUAAUUGUGGGUUAUCUACGCGUUUGCCGUCAACCAUGGGGCAGAUUUCCACCAAUGCGAUUGCAGGAAACAAGCCGGUUACUAAUGACGCUGAUAAUACUAUACCGCCAAGGAAAUCCACAAUUAAAAUGAAUGGGUGGCAAUUGCACAGCUAUGGAGAUUUGGAAGAGUUGCAGCAUACGAAUAAUUUAAAAAUACCGAAAAUACGCUGCGCUUCUGAUUGCUUAGUACGAGUCCGUUGUACUACAGUGAAUCCAAUUGAUGUAGCUAUGUUGAGCUAUGGCUCAAAAGUAUUGAAUGUAAUGCGCUGUAAGCCAAAUGAAAUUGAGUUUCCUUUAAUAUUUGGAAGAGAGUUUAGUGGUGAACUGGUGCAACGUGGUAUGGGAGUAAGUCCUAAAUUACCCAUAGGUGCUCGAGUUUGGGGAGUAGUGCCAUUACAAAUGAAUGGUGCACAUGCGGAAUAUGUGACUGUGCCUGAGUAUUGUUUAUCAACAGCACCAGCAAAUUUAACGAAUGAAGAAGCUGCAUCUGUGCUGUAUGCAGGAUUAACUGGUUGGUCAGGUCUCUAUAUUACUGGUGGUAUAGGUGGUUUAUGUGGAGCACUGUCAGCUACUGGGGGUGGAAAUUAUAAGCGUGUACUUGUUCUUGGUGGCUCUGGCAGUGUAGGGUCUUUGGCUAUACAAAUGCUUAAGUCACAAGGUGUUCAAGUACUCACAACUUGUAGUGAAGAUGCUGUAGAAAUGGUAAGAUGUAUGGGUGCUGACUAUAUUGUGGAUUACAAAAAUCCUGUUGAAAUGGAUACAUUGCGCGACUAUGCACCGUAUGAUAUUAUAUUAGAUUGCGCUGGUCAAGGCGCUGAUCACGUAGAAAAAAUAAAUUUGAAAUUCCGGCAGUAUAUAACAUUUACAUCACCCCUUUUGCGUAAUAUUGAUAGCUCUGGUAUGGGUCUGGGCUUGUUUAAAAACGCAGCUAAUUUAGUGGAAACAAAUGUUAAGUCGCUAAGCAAUAAUGGCGGAUUGGUCAAAUGGGGUUUCUUCACACCAUCACCAAAUGGCAUAUUGUUUCUGAAGAAACUGAUUGAACGACGGAAGUUGUUGCCUUCAAUAGAUAGCACAUUCAAAUUUUCUCAAUUACCAGAGGCAUUCAAAAAGGUGCAAGAUGGUCAUCUACGUGGAAAGGUUGUAGUUAUCGUUAGUUAACGUUAAAAAAUAUAUUUUGUUCUUUUGCAUAACAUUUUGAAUAUUUUAAUUAAAAGUUGUGGCUGAUUAAUAGAUACGUUCUGUAGUAAGCAUAACCUAGUAUGUUUUUAGGUGAUAAACUUUACAUACAUAUUUUUAAGUAAAAAUAAUUUAAUAAGAUUGUUGGACGGACAGACGGUUUGUUUAUAUUGAAUAGUAUAUUUUAAAUAAAUUUACUAG